Sinocyclocheilus rhinocerous is the source of this 2587-nucleotide messenger RNA. RefSeq names its product copine-8-like. Gene Ontology annotation, molecular function: calcium-dependent phospholipid binding. Gene Ontology annotation, biological process: cellular response to calcium ion. Gene Ontology annotation, cellular component: plasma membrane. The coding region runs from base 1 to 1863 and encodes 620 amino acids. NCBI's taxonomy places the organism in Eukaryota, Metazoa, Chordata, Actinopteri, Cypriniformes, Cyprinidae. The transcript is spliced from 21 exons. The record is from RefSeq and is a predicted model, not a curated record.
AUGGAAUCCGAAGUCACGGUCCCCUCUGUCCACGCCUUUGUCCAGAGGUGCCGCCGCACCUGGAGGAAGGCUAGAGGGUCUAUCCUCCAGGUGGGGUCACGCACCAAGGCCCAGGCCGAUCGCCACCGGUCAAAGCCUCCCAUCUACGUCGUUGGUCAAAAAGUGUGGCUUUCAUCCAAGAAUGUUCCUCUCCAUACCCCGCUCGGGGCGGUGAUUCCCGCCACGAAAGUUGAGAUCACCGUGUCGUGCAGAAACCUCUUGGACAGAGACACCUUCUCAAAAUCUGAUCCAAUUUGUGUGCUGUACACUCAGACUGUGGCGUACAGGGAGUGGAGAGAGUUUGGCAGGACAGAAGUCAUCGAUAACACGCUGAAUCCAGACUUUGUGCACAAAUUCAUGCUCGAUUACUUCUUUGAAGAGAGACAAAAUUUGCGCUUUGACCUGUAUGACCUCGACUCAAAGAGUGAAAACCUGUCCAAACAUGACUUCCUGGGCCAGAUGUACUGUACUCUCGGAGAGUUGGUGGGCUCUCAGGGUAGUCGUAUGGAAAGAUCGCUUGUAGGCAUUCCUGGGAAGAAUUGUGGAACUAUUAUUGUGAAAGCUGAAGAACUUGGAAAUUGCAGGGAGUCAGUAUUGAUGCAGUUUUGUGGCAACAAACUGGACAAGAAAGAUUUCUUUGGAAAGUCAGACCCUUUCCUGAUCUUUUACCGUAGCAAUGAAGAUGGAACAUUUACCAUCUGUCAUAAGACAGAGGUGGUGAAAAACACGUUGGACCCUGUAUGGCAGGCCUUUAAGAUCCCAGUCAGAGCACUGUGUAAUGGGGACUAUGACAGAGCAAUAAAAAUCGAGGUGUAUGACUGGGACAGAGAUGGAGGUCAUGACUACAUCGGCGAGUUCAGCACCAGCUACAGGGAGCUCUCUAAAGGCCACUCUCAGUUUACUGUGUGGGAGGUGCUGAACCCCAAGAAAAAGAAAAAGAAGAAGAAAUAUCUAAACUCAGGAACCGUCACUCUCCUGUCCUGCUUCAUUGAUGUCGAGGUUACGUUCCUGGACUACAUCAAAGGAGGCACUCAAAUUAAUUUCACAGUGGCCAUUGAUUUUACUGCAUCAAACGGCAACCCUUCCCAGCCUACCUCUCUACACUACAUGAGCCCGUAUCAUCUGAAUGCGUAUGCACUGGCCCUCAGAGCCGUGGGGGAGAUUAUUCAGGACUAUGACAGUGAUAAGCUGUUCCCUGCACUGGGGUUUGGUGCAAAACUGCCACCCGAUGGCCACGUGUCUCACGAAUUCCCACUGAACGGGAACCCAGAAAAUCCAUAUUGCAGUGGGAUAGAGGGUGUUCUAGAGGCGUAUUAUCAGAGUCUGAAGUCUGUUCGUCUGUAUGGACCAACAUACUUCUCACCUGUCAUUAAUCAUGUAGCAAGAUAUGCGUCAUUAGUAAAGGAUGGAUCUGAAUACUUCAUCCUCCUCAUCAUCUCUGAUGGGGUCAUCUCAGACAUGGCUCAGACGAAAGAAUCCAUUGUAAAUGCCUCCAGUCUUCCCAUGUCAAUUAUCAUCGUUGGAGUCGGGCCGGCUGAGUUUGACGAGAUGAUUGAACUAGAUGGAGAUGAGGUCAGGAUAUCAUCCAGGGGUCGCUUCGCGGAGAGAGACAUUGUGCAGUUCGUUCCUUUCCGAGACUACAUCGAUCGCAGAGGGAAUCACAUCCUCAGCAUGGCUCGUCUGGCCAAAGACGUUCUUGCAGAAAUCCCGGAUCAGUUCCUCCAGUACAUGAGGAGCAGAGGCAUCAAACCCCAGCACUCGUCCCACUCCAGCUCCUCCAAACCCCCGUCCACACUCGUCCAGCCACUGCAGACGCAGAUCUGAGUCAUCGCUCAAACUGUACGUCCUCUCUUCGGUUCACUGUCACUCUCAGGAUCACACACGGCCUGUCUGAGUGAAACGCUGCCCUUCUGCACGCUGUCUUUCAGUACGUAGGGUGACGUUAGGGAGCUUUACGCGUGGCGCUGUCCUUCCUCGGGCACGCUGAGGUUUUAGGGGGUGUUUCAGACUGUUUUAAAGUAUCGCGUGGCCUCUUCAGUCAAACAUCAGAUAUGACUUCACAGUCUCUGUCUCACAUACUAUCUCCUGUUCUCAUGUCUGACGAACUACUGCAGACGUUUACAAUUGUACCGUUUUUUACAAAUGGAUGUUUUUUUGUACCUCAUGAAAACUCUGAGCUGCUUAACAAUGAAAUUUACUCAUUUUAUUACAUGACGUUGUAAAUAGAGCGAGUGUGAUUUUAGAAAAAGCAUGAAUCCACUCUCAGUACAAACGUGAGAGAAACGUUCACGCAGAUGUGCGAGGCCUUGGUUUUCAUUUUGUUGUACAGUGUUCGCUUUGAAUUAUUUUACUAUAUCAGUAUUCCGUGUUCUUGGUCAUUUGACUGUCUCAAACUGUAAAGAAUUUGUGCUUAGCUUUCGCGGCACUAGCACAGAACAGAAGUUUAACAGGAAAAGCCUUACUCUCCGUUAAAGGAACAGUUCACCCAAAAUGAAAAAUUUUGCAUUAUUUACUGAACCUCAAGAAAUUCCAGACAUGUAUGAUUCUG